Oryzias latipes (Japanese medaka) is the source of this 1839-nucleotide messenger RNA. It is a transcript of the gene glyctk, whose product is annotated as glycerate kinase. Lineage: Eukaryota; Metazoa; Chordata; Actinopteri; Beloniformes; Adrianichthyidae. Gene Ontology annotation, biological process: protein phosphorylation. Gene Ontology annotation, molecular function: glycerate kinase activity. The record is from RefSeq and is a predicted model, not a curated record. Gene Ontology annotation, cellular component: cytoplasm.
CAGAGAAAUGUGGAUGAAUACAAUUGCUUACAAUUCUUUGAUUGAAUCUGUUUAAAAUAUGAUACUUAGUUCCCGAUUUUCUUAGGUAUGUUAACAUUUUGGUUUACUAGGAGUUUAUAUAUGUUUUACUUUAACUUUGCAAUGAAUCCAGAAAAGCAGUUGGACUUUUGACCUGACAGGUCGGGAAGACGAGACUGAGGAGACUUCUGCUCAGGCUCUCUGGACUGUCGAUGGCCCGCGUCCUGUCCCUGUUCCGACCUCAGCCUGUCCUGGCUCUUGUGAGCCGGUACAAACCGGCCUCGUGCAAUAUGUCCAUGGACUCCCGGGUACGGGAGGUCUUCGCGGCAGCAGUGGAAGCCGUGCAGCCAGACGCGGUGGUCCGGCAGAGUGUAGAACGCAAAGACGACUCCGUUGCCAUCGGCGGUCGCAGAUUUACACUGAAGCACAACCUGCAUCUGGUGGGUUUUGGGAAAGCUGUCCUGGGAAUGGCCGCUGAGGUGGAGAGGAUGAUGGGGGAUCAUUUAGUGGAUGGAGUCAUCAGUGUACCUCAUGGGAUACAGCAGACGAUGCGGCAGCAUGGAAAAAGCCAUUUGCUGCCCAAAGAAAAUGGUCAAAUUGAAGUCAUGGAGGGAGCUAAGCACAACCUACCUGAUGAGGACGCCCUGAGGGCAGCUGAGAAGAUUAAGCAGUUGGCCAAAAGAUUGACAGAGAAAGACUUGCUGCUUGUUCUCAUUUCAGGUGGAGGCUCUGCGCUGCUACCUGCACCACUUCCACCGGUCUCAUUGCAGGAGAAGCUUGAUGUUACACGCAGACUUGCUGCUGCAGGGGCAACUAUUCAGGAACUCAACACUGUACGCCGGGCUCUUUCUGUGUUAAAAGGGGGAGGGCUGGCAAAGUAUGCUCACCCUGCACAGGUUGUUGCACUGAUACUGUCUGAUGUGAUCGGGGACCCACUUGACUUGAUAGCCAGCGGCCCCACGGUGAGGAGCGAGGUGUGGCCCGAGGAAAUCCUGUCCAUCCUCGAGCGCUACAAGCUUCUACAUUGCAUUCCGACAUCAGUGAAAGACGUGAUUCAGAGGCAGAGUCGCAAAGACAACGUUGACGAAUCGGACACGGCGGGACACGUUCAGAAUGUUGUGAUUGGCUCCAACAGCACGGCUCUCGAGAGAGCGCGCCUUCGUGCUCGGGAGCUGGGCUUCCAUCCCGUCGUGCUUUCACCAGGAGUGUGUGGCGACGUCAGGUCCGUCUCCAAACUUUACGGCCUGCUGACUCUCUUUGCCUGUUCCCCCGAGGAACCGCCUGCAGAGGUCGCCGCUGAGGUGCUGGCGCUGGGGCCAGAGGUCGGUGUGGCGAGCUGGGACUUAUGUCGCACCAUGCGGGAACUGGGGGAAAGAAGACGCGCAGCCGCAGGGGGAUUGGCUGCCACCUGCUUAUUAGCUGGAGGGGAGCCCACCGUGGAGCUGACGGGAAAAGGUCGAGGAGGUCGUAACCAGGAGCUGGCUCUGCGAGUGGGACUGGAGUGGAGAGGCCUGGAGCUCCCACCUAAUGGCCCCAUUUUUCUGAGUGGUGGCACUGAUGGUCAAGAUGGACCCACUGAGGCAGCGGGGGCCGUCACUGAUGCUGGCUUAUAUGCUGAAGCUCAAGCGCAGGGGCUGGACAUCGAGAAAUUCCUCAUCAACAAUGAUUCCUACACCUUUUUCUCCAGCCUUUCAAGCGGAAAGCACCUGCUAGUACCUGGAUUAACUUGUACAAAUGUCAUGGAUGUACAUGUGCUUCUGUUCCCAUCUACUUUUAGUAAUAAAGGAUAAUCUAAGAGGAAUAAAAAGUUUCUUGUCACAA